AACAUAACAACAACUAUCAUAUUAAAAAUGAAGACAUCCCACACUGCUUUCCUUAUCUCCAUCCUUCUCUUAGCUUCAUUUUCAUCCCUCACUCACGGACUCUUACUUAACGGUCUCCAGAUCGGUGCUGUCAGAGUUAACGGCGUCCUGUUCUGUUCCCUUGACGGCAACCUCAGGGGAAACAGUCCUCCGUUAUCCGGAGCCAUUGUCCAGCUAUCGUGCGCCGGCUCUCAAACCAAUCUUAGCCAAGCUUUGACUAAUCCCGCCGGAGCCUUCGUCGUCUUGGUGAGGAUUCUUGACACUAUCCUCUUUGACCCUUCCUCAUGCUUCGUCAGGGUUAAUCUCCCUGUUGCCACGUGUUCAGUUUUCCCGCCGGACGGUGCCCUCACCGCCUCUAUAAACCUAGUCAAUAUCGUUCAGACCGCUAUUCUCGACAUCGCCAACUUCACCACCGGUCCUUUCGUCAGCUCUGUCCUUUGAAUGAAAUGUAAGAAAAGAGUACACAAAAGUCGGACGUGCAUGUAAGUUUGCUUUUUGUUAUUUGUGCUUUAGUUAUGGUAUGUUUAUGCUGGCAACAAAAAAAUGUAAAAGCUCUAGCCUUAUAGUUGUUUUGUAAUUGUGUUCUGUUACGACCAACUUAAUGAA
Messenger RNA from Brassica oleracea var. oleracea, 645 nucleotides. RefSeq lists its product as uncharacterized. The transcript has a single exon. The record is from RefSeq and is a predicted model, not a curated record. NCBI's taxonomy places the organism in Eukaryota, Viridiplantae, Streptophyta, Magnoliopsida, Brassicales, Brassicaceae. Bases 28 to 480 code for a protein of 150 amino acids.